This is a messenger RNA of Leptopilina boulardi, 5057 nucleotides long. Its product is annotated as protein prickle-like. The transcript is spliced from 8 exons. Bases 819 to 3383 code for a protein of 854 amino acids. Gene Ontology annotation, molecular function: zinc ion binding. The record is from RefSeq and is a predicted model, not a curated record. Lineage: Eukaryota; Metazoa; Arthropoda; Insecta; Hymenoptera; Figitidae.
GGUUGCUAUGAGGUAGGAGAUGAGUUGGAAAGGCCUCGUCCGCGCUAGCUAAGACACGUUUACGCUCUCGUAGUGGUAGUGUAGUCCCGGCAAAGGGGCCCAUUCCCCUACCAACCUUGGCGAUGGGGCAGACCAAACUCCUCGUACUGGUACUCAGUUAGUACUGACUUCAGCUUUGUCCAGAUCGCCUCGUAUACUCCGAUCGCAUUGCUGAGAAGGUUUUUUUCUUUGAUUUCUCUGCACACCGCGUCGUGCAUCAAUUUCACUCGUUUCCUUCCAGUAAAUAUCUUUUCAGCUUUAUUAGUAACAAAGUAAAAUUUGAAAUUAGUAACAACUAGUAGAAAUUUCGUAAAACAAAUUAAAGUUUAUUUCAGUGAUUAUAUUUGUUGAAGAAUAUGUGAAAAUAAAUCUGAAUAAUGUUAAAGAAAGAUGAUAAUUUUUUUAGGAAAAUAUGUGUAUGCAUGUGUGUGAAUAUGUGGAUAUAAAUGUGGUGUUUUUGAAGUGGUAGACUUAUUCUUAUUAAGUCUUAAUCUAGUGAACAGAAUAUUUUUUAUAAGUGAAUUUAGAAUUAUUAAUAAAAUUGCCAGUGAAAUUUAAUAUUAAAAGACUAAAAAUUUAUCUUAAGCUAGAUUUUCACGCAUAAGCUGAAGCAAGUGUUUAUCAAAGGAAUUUGUUGCCGACAUUUGGAUUCUCUUCGAUGGACUCUAUGCUGCUCUGAUAUAGAAGAAUUAUUAACUAAAGGAUUCUCAAAAAUUAUAUAUAAAAAAUGGUUAAAAGUGCAUCGCGAAGAAGCUGGAAAGAAACAGUUUAAUUAGAUCAUGAGCAGCAUUGCCAAGAGAAGACACACGGCUGUCUUUGGUUCCCGAAGAUGGUGGCAAGGUGGUUGUUGGACAACUAAAAGUCAUCAGGAAGCUUAUUUAAGAAAACUUUACUCUCGGAAGCAUGCAACUGGCAUGCAAAGUCAUUCAGAUGAAGAUAAUAAUGAUUCCGUUAUUUCACCUUGGAAAGCAGCAAUUUAUGAUUUACCAACUAAUGGCGAACAUUAUUUGGAUAGUUUCUUGAGAAGCAGAAGUGAAAACGGUAACGGUUGCCCUGCACUGUCUACACCGAGGGCUAGUCCUACUGAAAAAUGUGUAGAAUUCCUGAUAAGAAAUGAUGCAGUGAAUCCGUGCCAUGAUAGAAAUUACGACUUGGAAGAAAAUGAGGAACGAAUCACAGAGCGCAAUCUAGAUAAUCUUCUAAGAGCUGAAUACGGUUCUAAUUUGGAAAAAGUUUGCAAGAGCUGCAGAUGUCCAAGAGAAGAUCGUCAUCAGUUAGCGUCAGCAGAAUUUGGAGUAACCCCGAGUUUAGAAUUGGUCCCAGGUUGUAUUGCGAUGGCAAUGACAUUUCAGAGCAGUGGGACUGUGGCCAUCACAGACUCUCAACAGGAACAAUUUGAAAGUUCUGUUCAACAUCCCACAGACGCCCCUCCUUUGCAAGAUCCUCUUGUUCAGCAUCAUCAUCAUCAUCAUCAACGGCACUCUCAGAGUGAUGAUGACAGCGGUUGUGCUCUUGAGGAAUAUACCUGGAUACCUCCGGGCCUCCGACCCGAUCAGGUUCAGUUAUACUUUAGUGGACUACCAGAAGAUAAAAUUCCAUAUGUCGGCAGUGCUGGAGAACGAGAAAGAGUGAGGCAAUUGUUGCAGCAGUUGCCACCUCAUGACAACGAGGCUAGAUAUUGCAGUGGUUUAACGGAAGAGGAAAAACGAGAACUGAGAGUUUUUGCAGGACAAAGAAAACGUGAGGCCCUUGGUCGAGGUCAAGCCAGCCAAGUAGACCGGGCUCAUGGAAGCGGAUGUCGAGAGUGCGGUAGGGCCAUCGCUUCCGGAGAAAUUGCUGUUAUUGCGACUAGAACAGGACCUGCUGCUCUCUGGCAUCCAGCUUGUUUUGUCUGCUGUGUUUGUAGACAACUUCUUGUCGAUCUCAUUUAUUUCUGGAGAGAUGGAAGACUGUAUUGUGGUCGGCAUCAUGCAGAGACCCUUAAACCGAGGUGUUGUGCUUGCGAUGAAAUCAUUCUUGCGGAUGAGUGCACUGAAGCUGAAGGCAGAGCAUGGCACAUGAGACAUUUUUCAUGCCUAGAGUGCGAUCGACAACUCGGUGGACAGAGAUAUGUAAUGAGGGAAGGGAGACCUUACUGCUUACAUUGUUUUGAUGCUUCUUUUGCUGAAUAUUGUGACAGUUGUGGUGAGCCAAUCGGAGUAGAUCAAGGUCAAAUGUCUCACGAGGGACAGCACUGGCACGCUACAGAGAGUUGCUUUUGUUGUGCUACUUGUCGAACGUCACUUUUAGGAAGACCAUUUUUACCUCGACGUGGAGCAAUUUACUGUAGUAUUGCUUGCAGCAAAGGAGAACCACCAACAACACCGAGCGAUUCAUCUGCUGGUCCACCACCACCACCAACUUACCUGAGGAUUCCAAGGAGGAAACCUACGCCCCCUAGUGAAGGAUCUUUAAGUCCACCACCACCACCUUCAAUCUCAAGGCAUACCCUUGGUUCACCGAGGAAUUCGCCUCGAUUCAUACGAAAGCAACCUCGUCAACGCGUUUCUGUUUCUUUAGCUACUACUCCAACUCAUGGAACAACUUCUGUUGAUUUUUCGAGUGGAGAGCUUUCCGGUGUGGGAUCUAGGUCCGAGGGACUUGAUAGAGUUCUUCUCGAGAGAAAUCUUGAAAAGAUUCUUCAAGAACGAGGGUCUCAUUCUCAAGAAAUGUCCAGUGACAAGGGAAGAUUGAUGCAAGCGGCAGAUAGAGAACCUCUUCGAUGUGCUCAAAGUUGUUCUCCUUCUCAUGCCUCAAGUAUGUCGAAACUUCCUCCACAACCAGUGUCUUUAACCUCUUUAGCAGCAGCAAAAUCCCCUGGUGAUCUGUCAACAGCUUCUGUGUCACCAACUACACAAAACAUGAACACUACAACAAAUAAUAAACUUAAUCCAGAUGUAUCAACACCAACAUCACGCAGAGUUCGGUUUCAAGGCGAUGACAAUGCUCCAAGUUCCUCAUCUCCCCUUUCGGCAGAAGAACACAAACAAUUUUUACCAUUAACGUCAAAAUUGAACGUCCCUCGAUUAAAAAGUUUACAGCCUGAAGAAGUUACUGCUACGUCUUGGACUGAUAUAACAUCCAGAGUAAAAACUGAAGAUGAAGAGAGUUGUUGUUCGACUUGCAGUACAUCGAGCAGUUCCGAUGAAGCAACAGCAUAUACCUUACCACCUAGACGUGCCUAUGGAGGUGUAAGAAUUUCUUAUGUGCCAAAUGAUGCUGUUGCUUGUUCUCGACAUCGAGCACUAUCUACUGAAACUUCUUAUCGUAAUCAAAAGGACGCCGAAAAAUGCAUUCUAUCUUGAUCAAAAGUUUUAAUUAUCUUAAUUUUUUAUAUUUGUUCAUUCUAGAUUAACGAUUAUUAUACGCUUAGGUACAAAUAGCAUCCGUCCUAAGGAAGUUUUAAAUAAAAAUUUUUACUCAACUGAUAACCGCAAUGUGUCAAAAUUUUUAUUCAAUCGAAUUAUUAUUUAGCGAAACUGAUAUUUCACAAAAUUAUCAUAUAAUCAAACUGCCAUGUAACCAGAAUUGAAACGUAACAGAAUUAGUACUUAAUCAAGCUGUCAUGUAACAAAAUUGUUAUUAAAAAAAUUUGUCAUUUAAUCUAAGAGCCAUAAAAUAGAAUUGUCAUUUUAUCGAACUGACAUUUAACGAAUAGUCAUUGUUCAGAGAAUAUAUUUAGUCAAAUUAAUUGUUGUAUUUGAUUUAUUCAAAUCUUGUUAAGGGGUUACAUGGGUCAAAAAGGUCAAAAGUUACAUAUUGUUAGUUAUCUUAAAGUACACUAUAAAAUAAGUAAGUUAUAAAAUUUUUCUUAAUAAACAUUAGAAAUUAAGCCAAUGGCAACAGGUUCUUUGAGACCUCUUUCAAAAUAAGUGAUUUUUCAGUAGUCACGAUAUUUAAUGACUACUUUAUCAAAAAUAAGAAAACCAAAUAUUUUCUGGUAGUAGAUGAGUAUAGCUCGUGAUUGAACGAAGGGUUUUUAAAAAAAUUAAAAUUUGAAUUUUUGGUAGAAUGUUUUGUCACACAUUACGAUUUUUGGGACCAAUUAGACCAUGUAAAAUUGGUUGUAAUGAAUAGAAAAAAAACUACUUUGUUCAAUCACUAGUCAAUACUAUGUAGAUGAAAUAUGCCAAAUUUUACAAAAAUCGGUGCAUUAGUUUUUGAGAAGUCGUGACUACCGACUUUAAAAAUAAAGUUUUGAGAAAACAUAUUUCAUUUUCUAGGCUCAAGACUAUGAGUAUUAAAUUAAAUAUAUAAAAAAAUUUUAAACGAAAAAAAGGAUCUGAUUCAAGAAACAAACAGACUCCACAUAAUUUAACAUGAUAAUUCUCACAGUACCAGAUAUCCUAGAGAGAAGCGGUUCGAAUAUCCAUUAGAUGUCCUAAGGACAUCCAAAAUAUGUCUUGAGGAUAUAUCUGGACGUCUAUGGGAUAUCCUUAUGAUAUCCCAAGAAUAUUGUCUACAUUUUACACUGUCGUCUUGAUUUUCUAAAAUCUCUUUUAAAAUAUCUACUAGGACUUUUAAAGACUAAAAUGCCAAGAAAAUUUACUUCAUUCAAUGAACAUUUAGUAAAAUGUUAGUUCCGUCCAAAUGAUAAUUUAGUUGAAUCACAAUUCUGUAACAAGGCAGUCGGGUAGAUUAAUACAUUCUGUUAGAUGAAAAUUUGGUUAAAUGACAGUUCGAUUAUUAUGAGUCAAUUUUGUUAAGUAACAAUUGUGUAAAAUAUAGUUUGUAAUAUAUAUGAAUCAUUGUACAUAUCUUUUUCAUGAUAAUAAUAAUUAUCACUAUCAUGUAAAUAGAGUGCCAAACUCUCGAUGUGAUCAAGUAUCUUAGCAAUAAGUAUACUUUUGUAUUUUUUAAAGUAUUUGGUUUUUAUUAAUUACUUAUAUAUGUAUUUCCAAAAGUUUAAACUGCUUCUGUGUCUAUUGAAAAUAAAACUUUAUUGCAAUUUAAAUAAAGCAAGCAAAUAAUUUUCCAUA